UGAGAUUUACUCCUUUCUCCGCUCUCAUUCUCUAUCUCCUGGAAGGCGUCGUAAGAACCCCGCGACAGUCAAACAGCAACUGCCACCAUGUUCAGAAACAACUACGACAACGAUUCGGUGACAUUCUCACCACAAGGCCGCAUCUUCCAGGUCGAGUAUGCACAAGAGGCCGUGAAGCAGGGUUCAGUCGUGGUGGGUGUCGUGAGCAAAACACAUGCCGUUCUGGCCGCCAUCAAGCGAAACGCAGAAGAGCUCUCCUCAUACCAGAAGAAGAUCAUCCCCAUAGACUCGCACUACGGCGUCGCCCUCGCGGGCCUCGCAUCCGACGGCCGUGUCCUCUCCAACUUCAUGAAGCAGCAAUCGCUCGCCUCUCGCCUGACCUACGACCGCGCGAUCCCGCUCUCCGAAAUCACACUGCGGAUCGCCGACCGCGCGCAGACGAACACGCAGCAGUACGGCAAGCGACCGUACGGCGUGGGACUGCUGAUUGCAGGCGUCGACCAAAAGGGCCCGCAUCUGUUUGAGUUCCAGCCGAGCGGUGUUACGCAGGAGAUGAUUGCUUGCGGGAUCGGGGCGAGGAGUCAGAUGGCCAGGACGUAUCUGGAGAGGCAUUUGGAGGAGUUUGAGGGGGCGAGUAGAGAGGAGCUGAUCAAGCAUGCGUUGAGGGCGUUGAAGGAGUCGCUCAGCCAGGAUAAGGAGCUUACGGUCGACAACACGAGUGUAGGUGUGGCUGGCAUUGGCGAGAACUUCACCUUAUUCGAGGGUCAGGAGAUCGCCGAGUGGUUAGAUACGACGUUCGAGAACAAGGAGAAUGACGAGGAGGGUGAUGGACAAGGGGGAGAGGCGAUGGAGACCGAUUCAUGAGGGAUGACUUGUUCAUGACUGGUAUCUCCGCUUCAUGAGUAGGGUGGGCUCCCCAGAGUGCAGCUUGAAGAUCUCCGCACCUGUCCUCCGAUAUAGACAGCUGAAGGCCGGUUCUGAUGGACCGUAGGCCUGGGUCAAUCUCUGUAGUGAAGAACACAUGACGUACGGUUUCCCGGCCCGGGGAUAUGCAAUUGCAUUGUUCGCUGGGGGUUGUGUAUGAAAAUAUCCACUGCGAACUGACGGCUGCAUUCCGCCGACGCAGGACAACCCAGAAGGCAAAUCAAUGAGCCCUUCGUACAUUUCUACUAAACUGUACCCUAGCAUCACAG
Westerdykella ornata is the source of this 1193-nucleotide messenger RNA. Its product is annotated as N-terminal nucleophile aminohydrolase. The record is from RefSeq and is a predicted model, not a curated record. The coding region runs from base 88 to 864 and encodes 258 amino acids. Lineage: Eukaryota; Fungi; Ascomycota; Dothideomycetes; Pleosporales; Sporormiaceae. Gene Ontology annotation, cellular component: proteasome core complex, alpha-subunit complex; nucleus; proteasome core complex. Gene Ontology annotation, biological process: ubiquitin-dependent protein catabolic process. The transcript has 3 exons.